Molecule: messenger RNA, 1274 nt
Organism: Drosophila novamexicana
Lineage: Eukaryota; Metazoa; Arthropoda; Insecta; Diptera; Drosophilidae
Exons: 1
Coding region: 107-847 (246 amino acids)
Source: RefSeq, a predicted model, not a curated record
AUUCGAAAUAUAAAACAAUUUUCUGUUGUUGUCCCUAACACAAAGCACAGCAAAAUCUCAGUUGACAGUCGAGGAUACUUUAUUUUCAUUACACAUACAGUUAGCUAUGGCAAGAGUACCAUAUACCUGGCGUCAGCCACCGUAUCCUGGCGAUGAGAGCGACAAGCGCUGGAUAGAUCCCAGCAUGAUCAUUUUGUGCCAGGAUGGGGACAUUGAUACCGCAAUUGGACCACUUUUGCGUACACUGUAUGAGCCAAUCGGUAAGGGACUAAUUGGCGCCGUCUUUGUGCACGAGACAAUGCGGGAGCAGUUGAUAGAGAAGGUGCGCGAGAGGAUGACUGUGAUGCAUCGUCAGGUGAAGAGCCACGCUCUCUAUGCCAGGGCGCUGCAACGAGCAAAGUGCCUGGGUGCCGAGCUGGUGUCCAUGAUGAAGCCGGACGACAUUGGAUUCGAAUACAGUAUGGUCGAGGGCUCACCCAUACUCGUGUGCGACUUUAAUCAAAGCUACUUCAGCGUUAACCAUCCCAGCACCGUGGUUACCCUGCAUACGUUUCGUCACAGCCAGGAGCUGGCCGAACUGACUGCCAAGGAGCAGCUGCCAUUUGUCAGCGCUGCCAUCUGGUGCCCCAAAAUGGCGGCUGCCUACGAGGUAGCUCUGCUUCUGAACGUGCCGACCGUCUAUAUCAACUGCGAGGGCGUCAGUCUCAUUCCCAUAGUCGAAAAGCAUCAGGCCCUGCAGCCAUAUGCGCUGCUCAUUGCCAAUCAUCAUUAUGAGGUGGUGGUGCAACAUGGUCACGCCAAGACCAUUGUGUUUCCGGCGCCGGUUGACCUGCGCUCAAAAUCGUAGCAGUUGAGCCCAACGAAAGGCUCAUCAGACCCAUCAGCCAGGAUGCUCUUCAUCAGUGACUUUAUUUUUAAUCUGUCUUAUAUGUCUUAAGGGUUCUUUUUAAGCAUAUGAAUGCAAUGCGCACAUUGACAAAAUAACACAUUGAACUCUAUAUUUUCUCUCUAGGUGCUUCUCAAGCUACAUUGUCUUAAGAGGCAAGAGGCUAAUGGAAUUGGACGCCUAAGUAACUUUUUACACCUCUCUCGCAAUUUACACCUCUCUCGAUGCUUCCCAAGAAGCUUUCUCUCGGAAGACUCAUGAAACCAGACGACCAGGAUUACCCGGUUGAAUGAUAUUUUUAAAGCAAAUCUCAAGUUUUUUCCUCUAGAGCCUCUCUCGGUGCUUCUCAGGUGGCUUGUAAAGUAAUAAUAAAGCAAGUGUAUUCAGC